GCGCGCCGGGAGCGAGACAGCGUGAGGCCACGUGAGGAGACGGAGGAGGCGGCGCGCGGUACAGGUUGUGAGGCUCCUUCCCUCUGGCACCACUAUGUAUGCUGUGUACAAGCAGGCUCACCCUCCCACGGGGCUGGAGUUUUCCAUGUAUUGCAAUUUCUUCAGCAAUGCUGAACGCAACCUUGUGGUGGCUGGGACUUCCCAACUUUAUGUAUACCGGCUCAACCACGAUGCUGAGACUUCAGCCAAGAGUGAUAGGAACGCAGAAGGGAAGUUACACAAGGAGCACAAAGAAAAGCUGGAACUGGUGGCCUCCUUCUCCUUUUUUGGAAAUGUCAUGUCUAUGGCCAGUGUGCAGCUUGCUGGAGCCAAAAGAGAUGCCCUCCUUCUCAGUUUCAAAGAUGCCAAGCUGUCAGUGGUAGAGUAUGACCCUGGGACUCAUGACCUGAAGACCCUCUCACUACAUUACUUUGAGGAGCCUGAGCUGAGGGAUGGCUUUGUCCAGAAUGUACACACACCUCGGGUGCGAGUGGACCCUGAUGGGCGCUGUGCGGUCAUGCUGAUCUAUGGAACACGACUUGUAGUGCUGCCUUUCCGAAGGGAGACCCUGGCAGAGGAACAUGAGGGGCUGGUAGGGGAAGGGCAGAAGUCAAGCUUCCUGCCAAGCUAUAUUAUUGAUGUUCGGGCCUUGGAUGAGAAGCUCCUGAACAUUAUUGAUCUGCAGUUCCUUCAUGGGUACUAUGAGCCCACCCUCCUCAUCUUGUUUGAGCCCAAUCAGACCUGGCCAGGGCGUGUGGCUGUACGACAGGAUACAUGUUCCAUUGUUGCCAUCUCUCUGAACAUUCUACAGAAGGUUCACCCAGUUAUCUGGUCCCUCACCAACCUGCCUUUUGACUGUACCCAGGCUCUAGCAGUACCCAAACCAAUAGGUGGAGUAGUAAUCUUUGCUGUCAACUCACUCCUCUACCUGAACCAGAGUGUCCCACCCUAUGGCGUUUCCCUCAACAGCCUCACUGCUGGCACCACAGCCUUCCCUUUACGCAUGCAGGAUGGAGUGAAGAUCACCCUGGAUUGUGCACAGGCUGCCUUUAUAUCCUAUGACAAGAUGGUCAUCUCCUUGAAAGGGGGCGAGAUCUAUGUACUGACCCUCAUCACAGAUGGGAUGCGUAGUGUCCGAUCCUUUCACUUCGACAAAGCUGCUGCUAGUGUUCUUACCACCUGUAUGAUCACCAUGGAACCAGGUUACCUUUUUUUGGGCUCCCGUCUUGGGAAUUCACUUCUACUCAAAUAUACAGAGAAACUACAGGAACCACCAGCCAGUGCUGCCCGAGAAGCCCCAUCACGGGAGGUUUCUGACAAGGACGAGCCACCUGUCAAAAAGAAGAGAGUGGAGUCCACGCUGGGCUGGGCAGGUGGGAAGUCAGCUCCGCAGGAUGAGGUGGAUGAGAUUGAGGUGUAUGGCAGUGAAGCCCAGUCUGGUACUCAGCUGGCCACCUACUCCUUUGAGGUGUGUGACAGCAUCCUGAAUAUUGGACCCUGUGCUAAUGCUGCCAUGGGAGAACCAGCUUUCCUGUCCGAGGAGUUUCAGAACAGCCCAGAGCCAGAUCUGGAAAUUGUGGUUUGCUCUGGUUAUGGCAAGAAUGGAGCAUUGUCUGUGCUUCAGAAGAGCAUUCGGCCUCAGGUGGUGACAACCUUCGAGCUGCCCGGCUGUUAUGACAUGUGGACAGUCAUUGCACCCUUACGAAAGGAAGAGGAUGAGACUACCAAGGGGGAAGGGGCAGAACAGGAGCCCAGCUCCCCAGAAACAGAAGAUGAUGGGAAGAGACACGGCUUUCUCAUUCUCAGCCGGGAGGAUUCUACCAUGAUCCUACAGACAGGUCAGGAGAUCAUGGAGCUGGACACUAGUGGCUUUGCCACGCAGGGUCCCACUGUCUAUGCUGGUAACAUUGGUGACAAUCGCUAUAUUGUCCAGGUGUCGCCCCUGGGUAUUCGUCUGUUAGAGGGAGUGAACCAGUUGCAUUUCAUUCCUGUGGAUCUGGGCUCUCCCAUUGUGCAGUGUGCUGUCGCUGAUCCUUAUGUGGUCAUUAUGAGUGCUGAGGGUCAUGUGACUAUGUUUCUUCUGAAAAGUGACUCCUAUGGGGGAAGGAACCAUCGCCUGGCUCUUCACAAGCCACCUUUGCAUCAUCAGUCAAAGGUGAUCGCGCUCUGUGUGUACCGGGAUGUCAGUGGGAUGUUUACCACUGAGAGCCGAGCAUCUGGGCCCCGGGAUGAGCUGGGAGGCCGAGGGGGCCUGGAGGCUGAGGGCCUGGGACCUGAGAUCAGCCCCACUGUGGAUGAUGAAGAAGAGAUGUUGUAUGGAGACUCCAGUUCCUUGUUCAGUCCCAGCAAAGAAGAGGCUCGAAGAAGCAGUCUCCCACCUGCUGACCGGGACCCUCCCCCAUACAGAGCAGAGCCCACCCACUGGUGUGUGCUAGUACGAGAGAGUGGGGCCAUGGAAAUCUAUCAGCUCCCAGAUUGGCGCCUGGUGUUUCUAGUGAAGAAUUUCCCUGUUGGGCAGCGGGUACUGGUAGACAGCUCCUUUGGACAGCCAGCCACCCAAGGUGACACCAAGAAGGAAGAGGUGACCAGGCAAGGGGAACUUCCUCUUGUUAAGGAGGUAUUACUGGUUGCCCUGGGUAACCGUCAGACCCGCCCCUAUCUGCUGGUUCAUGUAGACCAGGAACUGUUGAUCUAUGAGGCCUUUGCCCAUGACUCCCAGCUUGGUCAGAGCAACCUCAAAGUGCGAUUCAAAAAGGUCCCCCACAACAUCAAUUUCAGGGAGAAGAAACCAAAGCCAUCAAAGAAGAAGCCAGAAGGGGGUGGAACUGAAGAGGGUGCUGGUGCUCGGGGCCGUGUGGCUCGAUUCCGUUAUUUUGAAGAUAUUUAUGGCUAUUCAGGGGUGUUCAUCUGUGGUCCCUCACCCCAUUGGUUGCUGGUGACUGGUCGGGGAGCCCUUCGAUUGCAUCCCAUGGGUAUUGAUGGCCCCAUCGACUCCUUUGCCCCUUUCCACAAUGUCAAUUGUCCAAGGGGAUUCCUGUACUUCAACAGACAGGGAGAGCUUCGGAUCAGUGUGCUUCCAGCCUAUUUGUCCUAUGAUGCUCCCUGGCCAGUAAGAAAGAUCCCAUUGCGAUGCACAGCUCACUAUGUUGCCUAUCAUGUGGAAUCCAAGGUUUAUGCUGUGGCCACCAGCACCAAUGCCCUAUGCACUCGCAUCCCUCGAAUGACAGGCGAAGAGAAGGAAUUUGAGACAAUAGAGAGAGAUGAACGAUAUAUCCACCCCUUGCAGGAGGCCUUCUCUAUCCAGCUUAUCUCUCCAGUCAGUUGGGAGGCUAUCCCCAAUGCCAGGAUUGAGCUGGAGGAAUGGGAGCAUGUGACCUGCAUGAAGACAGUAUCCCUUCGCAGCGAGGAGACUGUGUCUGGCCUCAAGGGCUAUGUGGCUGCUGGAACCUGCCUCAUGCAGGGGGAGGAGGUCACAUGCCGAGGCAGGAUUCUCAUUAUGGAUGUGAUUGAAGUAGUUCCAGAGCCAGGACAGCCACUGACAAAGAAUAAGUUCAAAGUGCUGUAUGAGAAAGAGCAAAAGGGCCCAGUGACAGCUCUCUGUCACUGCAAUGGCCACCUGGUGUCAGCCAUUGGUCAAAAGAUCUUCCUGUGGAGUCUUCGGGCCAGUGAGCUGACAGGCAUGGCUUUCAUUGACACACAGCUCUAUAUUCACCAGAUGAUCAGUGUGAAGAAUUUCAUCUUGGCAGCUGAUGUCAUGAAAAGCAUUUCUCUGCUUCGUUACCAAGAGGAGAGCAAAACCCUGAGCCUGGUGUCCCGGGAUGCCAAGCCCUUGGAGGUGUACAGUGUGGAUUUCAUGGUAGACAGUGCUCAACUUGGCUUUCUGGUGUCAGACCGGGACCGCAACCUCAUGGUGUACAUGUAUCUGCCUGAAGCCAAGGAGAGUUUUGGGGGGAUGCGGCUGCUACGACGGGCAGAUUUCCAUGUGGGUGCCCAUGUGAAUACGUUCUGGAGGACACCAUGCCGGGGGGCAGCAGAAGGGCCUAGCAAGAAAUCCAUUGUCUGGGAGAACAAGCAUAUCACAUGGUUUGCCACAUUAGAUGGUGGCAUUGGGCUCCUAUUGCCCAUGCAGGAGAAGACAUAUCGGCGGCUACUGAUGUUGCAAAAUGCCCUGACCACUAUGCUGCCCCACCAUGCUGGCCUCAACCCCCGUGCCUUUCGGAUGCUUCAUGUUGACCGUCGCAUCCUACAAAAUGCUGUACGCAAUGUCCUUGAUGGGGAACUCCUUAAUCGUUAUCUCUACCUUAGCACCAUGGAACGUGGAGAGCUUGCCAAGAAGAUUGGAACCACACCUGACAUUAUUCUGGAUGACCUAUUGGAGAUUGACCGUGUUACAGCUCAUUUCUAGUUGCCCCUACUCCAAAUACACACUUUUGGAUAAAGAAAA
Molecule: messenger RNA, 4483 nt
Organism: Vombatus ursinus (common wombat)
Lineage: Eukaryota; Metazoa; Chordata; Mammalia; Diprotodontia; Vombatidae
Gene: CPSF1
Product: cleavage and polyadenylation specific factor 1
Exons: 38
Coding region: 95-4444 (1449 amino acids)
Cellular component (GO): nucleus; mRNA cleavage and polyadenylation specificity factor complex
Molecular function (GO): nucleic acid binding; protein binding
Source: RefSeq, a predicted model, not a curated record